Messenger RNA from Penaeus monodon (black tiger shrimp), 2358 nucleotides. RefSeq names its product phenoloxidase-activating factor 2-like. Gene Ontology annotation, biological process: proteolysis. The record is from RefSeq and is a predicted model, not a curated record. Gene Ontology annotation, molecular function: serine-type endopeptidase activity. The transcript has 7 exons. Bases 102 to 1382 code for a protein of 426 amino acids. NCBI's taxonomy places the organism in Eukaryota, Metazoa, Arthropoda, Malacostraca, Decapoda, Penaeidae.
GCUUAGUGGAGCUCCUACGGGUGUAAGCUCAAGGAAAAAAAAAGAAAUACAAAGAAAGUAAAGAGGGAGGCGAAAAGAAAGCAAGAAAGAAAGAGGAGAAAAUGCAGCCUUCGAUGACGUUAUUCCUCUGCCUCUUCCUGGCAUCAACAACACACAGCGCAAGACUCAGAAGGCAGCAAGCUGGAACCACGAUCGCCGUCUCACACAUAUCCGACGAACAUCUAAUUUCCCUCUUCGAAGGUUCUCCAGAGCCGCCUAAUCCUUCUCCCCCGGGAUUUUCCCCGGGUGUGUCCACCUCUCCCCCCGUUUCAUCCUUCGAUCCAGAUGCUACCGUCACUGGGGCAUGUCGGUGUGUUAAGCAUUGGGAGUGUGCGGAUAACAACGUAGAAGGACCUCAGAAAGAGAACCUUGUCGGAGAUCCAAGAUUAUCCGGUAUUGUGGGAGUCGUGAAUCUCAGGCACAAUGGAAUGUGCCCCGAUUUACAGGACGUGUGUUGCCUCUCACCCAUCCCCACGUCCGUCCCGACGCCCACACCCAAACCCCACUCCCCGAGCUGCGGGACGAUCAAUGGGGAUGGAGUCAUCCUGAAUUUCCAGGGAUUUCCGGAUAAUGAAGCGCAGUUUGGUCAAUUUCCCUGGAUGGCCGCCCUCAGAACACUCCGGCCGCUCGCCGACGACCCCUCAUACGGCUACAUUGGGGGCGGUUCCCUCGUCAGGCCGGACGUCGUCAUGACAGCGGCUCACAAAGUGCAUGAUCGUGAGACCGAAGACCUGGUGGUGCGACUUGGCGAGUGGGACUUCAGCUCGACCUCCGAAACCAUCCCGUACCAGGAGAUCGCGGUGCUACGAGUCGCAGUCCAUCCGCAGUUCAACAGUAGUACCCUCGCCUACAACGUAGCCCUCCUCUUCCUUGAGAGAGAAGCUACUCUGGGCCCUACCGUGGAUACUGUCUGCCUUCCCGAUCACGACCAGUUCUUUGAUGGCGCAAUGUGCUUCAGCGGCGGCUGGGGCAAGGACAGCUUCGGCCGUUCUGGGAGAUACCAGGAGAUUAUAAAGGCCGUGAAGUUGCCGGCAACCAACUACAAGCAAUGUGAGACGAUCAUGAGGACGACCAGGCUGGGCAGACACUUCAACCUGCAUCCGACGUUUAUGUGCGCGGGCGGCCUUGAGGGGGAGGACCUGUGCACUGGCGAUGGCGGCGCCCCGCUCGUGUGCCCCGGCCUCACGAACCCGAAGCAAUAUGUGCAGGUGGGCAUCUCUUCUUGGGGCAUUGGCUGCGGAAGUGAGGGCAUCCCAGGAGUCUAUGCCUCAGUCAGUGAGCUCAUACCUUGGAUCAAUAACCAGUUGGAUGCAAUAAUUGGUUUCAACCCACGUAAUGCGUGAGAGAGAGAGAGAUGGAGAGAGAGAGAGAGAGAUUGGAGAGAGAGAGAGAGAGAGAGAGAGAGAGAGAGAGAGAGAGAGAGAGAGAGAUUGGAGAAAGAAAGAGAGAGAUUGGAGAGAGAGAGAGAGAGAUUGGAGAGAGAGAGAUAUUGGAGAGAGAGAGAGAGAUUAGAGAGAGAGAGAGAGAGAGAGAAUGAGAGAGGGGGGGGAUGAGAGAGAAAGAAAGUGGGGAGGGGGUAUAAGGAAGGAAAAGAUUGAAGAAACUGGAAGAAAGAUAUAAGACUACUUAUGCGCGACUGAGUGUAUUCGUUUUCAUAAGUGUUUAAGUGCAUUAUAGGAGUCCGUUGCGAUUUUGGAAUGCUAUUUACGACGCCGCUGGAGUCACCACGUCGCACACAGUGAUUCUCUUCAGGUCUCCUUACCUGUCAGAGUGACCUGUGAGUCAAACGGGUAAAUGACGGAGGGGUUGGAGCCGAGCCAAGUGAGGAUGCGUGUAGCGUGGCCAUUUUAGAGGUUGCGUCAUGAGUCCUGCAUUUCUUUUUAUUUGCUUACGAAAUGUGUCGAUUCGUUUGACUGUCCAUUAAUCUAUGAAAAAUCGUUUUUGCUUCAGCAUUUAUCUGAAUGGCAUUAUUUUCCAUAUGUAUUUCUAGUAUUAUAUCCACCUCUUGUUUUAGAUGUAGAACAACCUAGCAUAUCAGUUACCAUGUUAAAUGUUGGCCUGUUGUCGGCUUUGUAUAUAUAUAUAUCAUGAAAGAUGUAUAAGUUACUAAGUUGGGUAGAUGAUAGUACUCAAACUGAUAUUGAUGAUGUUCGGUUAGGUAUAUAAGUAUGUAUGCAGGUAUGUUUUUAUGCAUUGCAAAUGUGAAUUUACUUGUUAGUAUGCACACACACAUAUGUCAAUAUAUCCAUCUGCUUGUUUAUGCAUUUACAUAGUAUAUAUAAAGAAAUGCACUAAAAGUAAAUAAACUUUUAUCGUUAA